UUACUUCAUCACUAGUACUAAAAAUGAUAGGAUCAAGUUACUUCAAGGUUUUGCGUACAACAACAUAUCAUACACAAAUCUUAUCACUACUUACUAUUUUCGAAAGAUAAAAGCGAUUUCAUACGCGAAUUUAAAUUUAAUUGAGUUUCCACAUUAAUGCCAAACCAAGGAAAACCAAAGACACUUUGUUUGGUCAACAAAACUAAACUACAUAUGAAAUAAUGUCACAGCAAACUCAAAUAUACACCAAUAAUUAGUCUCACGGUUGACGGUCGUGGACUUGAAAAACCAAAAAAAAAAUAUACACCAAUGAUAACCACCCAACCCCAAAAUUGCUGACCAAAAUCAAGAACCUUGAAUCCACUUUCCAAAUUUCCACAAAAAAAUCCUCAUAUGCUCAUCCCAUGUCUCUCUUUCUCAAACAAAUUCUCCUCUUUUCUCUUCUUCCACUUUCCAUUUUUUGUCUCCUCCUUCCACUUCACCACUUCCAUUACCACACACAUACUCAAACCCAUUUUCCUCACAAUCCCACUUACCCAAACCCCUUUACACCAAGAAUAGCAUACUUCAUUACUGGUACUAAAAAUGAUGGACCAAGAAUCUUUAGACUACUUCAAGCAAUAUACCAUCCAAGAAACUACUAUUUACUUCACCUUGAUCAAUUUGCUUCAAGCAAACAGAGAGUACAGCUUGCUUUGCUUGUGAGUUCUGUUGAUGUGUUUGUGGCAGCUGCUAAUGUGAAUGUUGUUGAGAAAGCUGAUGCUGUUAAUGAAGAAGGGUCUUCUGCUUUGACUUUAGUGCUUCAUGGUGCUGCUGUUUUGUUGAAAUGGAAGAUGGAUUGGGAUUGGUUUGUUAAUCUUGAUGCCUCUGAUUAUCCCCUCAUCCCUCAGGAUGAUUUUCUCCAGAUCAUGUCUUUUGUUCCGAGGAAUUUGAAUUUCAUAGAAUAUAAUCAGAACGUCAGCCCAGAGGAAUAUCAAAAGGCUGCAGAAGUUAUAGUCGACUCUCGACUCUACAUUCAGUUAAAAGGAAAGAUGUUUGUGGGUGACAAAAAAAGGGCACUUCCUAGUGCUUUUAAACUUUUUAUGGGUUCUCAACAUGUAAUUCUAAACAGGAAGUUUGUCGAGUACUCGAUCCAUGGAUGGGAAAAUUUGCCAAGAUUACUCUUGCUAUACUUCUCGAACACUAGAUCUUCUCAUAAACGAUAUUUUCAGACUCUUGCUUGCAAUGCUAAGGAGUUUUCAGACGCUGUCAUUAACUCCAACUUGCGAUUCAUUAACUCGGACAACACUGCUCGAGAUCCUUCAGACUUCGGAGCUUCAAAUUCUGAUAGACUACUUAAAAGGGAGGCUGCAUUUGUUGGAAACAUAUCAGCAGAUUCUCCCUUAUUGGACAUGAUUGAUGCACACAUUCUUCAUCGUGGUCGUGGUAUGGUCUCACCAGGUGGGUGGUGUUUAGGUAGCUCAAAUUGGUUCAGUGAUCCUUGCGAUGAAUGGGGCGAUCCCAGUGUCCUAAGACCGGGGCCAGCUGCAAAAGGACUUGAAAAGUUCCUCAUGAAAUCGAUCAAAGACAAGUCAAUCAGGUCGAGCACAUGUGACCAUCAAUGACCACUUGUGACUUCUGCUAACUCCCACUCUCUCUCUGAUUUUGUCAAGUUGUAACAUAUCGGACACUGCCACGGAAUGGAAAUUAUCAGAAACCGUGCUUCUAUAUAUCGGUCUGUUACUAAGUCAUUUCUUUCCACCCCCCUAAGCCUCGGGGGCAUAGUUACAUGAUACCCUAUGCUAUCGGGAAGUGGCCAGAUACCAGCUGGAAUAGUCAAGGUACGCACAAGCUGUCUCGAACAUCAUAGUCAUCACAAAAAAAGAAAAACUAGGUGAUUCUUCUUAGAUAUGUAAUGUAGCUGUUACCCGAUGAAAUAGUCGAGGCACAAGCCCAUUAUAAGAAAAAAGUGUGCUAGUUUAGUGCAUGUUUAUGUAUUGUCAUCCAGAUGUGUGUUGUUAAUGUUAAAUAUUAUGUAUGUUGGAAGAAACAAUUUGCUUCUGAAAUGAGAAUUAUUCACCUUCAGUUUGCAUCAA
Molecule: messenger RNA, 2075 nt
Organism: Capsicum annuum
Lineage: Eukaryota; Viridiplantae; Streptophyta; Magnoliopsida; Solanales; Solanaceae
Product: beta-glucuronosyltransferase GlcAT14B
Exons: 4
Coding region: 405-1604 (399 amino acids)
Cellular component (GO): membrane
Molecular function (GO): glucuronosyltransferase activity
Source: RefSeq, a predicted model, not a curated record